AUGCAUAGUAAUAGUUUCAUCAGCAAUUUCAUCAAAAUCCUCUUGAUUGCGUCUGUCUUCUAUACGUUUCGAACGAACAAUAUCUCAGUGGUGACAGAAUUUCUUCUUACGGGUUUUGAUGGACCAUGGAAGCUUCAGGACUUUCAAGGUGGGAUUUUCAUAGUAAUUUACCUGGCAGCCCUGAUGGGGAAUGGCCUCAUUAUUAUCAUAACCUCUGUGGACCCAUUCUUCCACAAACCCAUGUACUUCUUCUUAAGGAAUCUCUCUCUCUUUGAUCUUUGCUUAAUUUCUGCUGUUGUGCCCAAAAUAAUUAUUAACUGCUUGACCCACAACAACUCCAUCUCUUUCCUUGGUUGUGCUGCCCAGGUCCUUCUGGUGGCCUUUUCAGCAAUGACAGAGCUGUUCCUCUUAACUGUAAUGUCUGCUGAUCGCUAUAUUGCAAUCUGCCAUCCUCUGCAUUAUGAAGCCAUCAUGAACAGGGCUACGUGUGUACAGAUGGCAUCUCUAUCUUGGCUCAGCAGUGGUAUGAUGUCUGUAAUACACACAGCAGGUACUUUUUCUUUGUUUUACUGUGGACCCAAUGAAAUUAAACUAUUCUUUUGUGAUACUCCUCAGUAGUUAGCUAUUUCUUGCUCAAAGCAUGUAACUGCAGAGAUUGUGUUUAUUCUCAUUAAUAUAGUUCUAGAUUUCUGCUGUCUUACUUGCAUUAUUAUCUCCUACACUUACAUUUUCUCUACUGUCAAGAAGAUCCCAUCCAUAGAAGGACAGUCAAAAGCAUAUUCCACCUGCAUGCCACACCUAGCAGUGGUUGUAUUGUUCCUUUCAAGUGGCUUUGGUGCUUAUCUAAAACCUAUUCUAGGGUCUGCAUCCUUCAUAGAUAAAAUUCUGUCUUCUUUCUAUAUUAUGUUACCUCCUACCCUUAAUCCCAUCAUAUAUGGGCUGAGAAACAAGGCCAUAAAAGUUGGUUUACAGAAGUUGAUUACUGCCAAGCUCUUUGAAAGGGAGAACCUUAUUUUUCUUCAAGAAGAGAGCUAUUCCUCCUCUUCUCCUUGCUAUUAG
Messenger RNA from Orycteropus afer afer, 1059 nucleotides. RefSeq names its product olfactory receptor 14A16. The record is from RefSeq and is a predicted model, not a curated record. Gene Ontology annotation, biological process: G protein-coupled receptor signaling pathway. Gene Ontology annotation, molecular function: odorant binding; olfactory receptor activity; G protein-coupled receptor activity. NCBI's taxonomy places the organism in Eukaryota, Metazoa, Chordata, Mammalia, Tubulidentata, Orycteropodidae. The transcript has 2 exons. Gene Ontology annotation, cellular component: membrane.